UACCCCAGGUGCCCCGCGUAUCGUAGCUGAACCAGUGAGAAAAGGGCCAAGUGAAAGCGUCGCCAAACAUCAACCUUGCAUAGAUACAGUAUAUUAAGUAGGACAAAACGGCUCACAUACCUACUCUAGACGUGGUGGAACUAUUCUGCCGUUAUGAGUCAGGGCGCAAAAGGUAUUUUCGCAGCAUUAAUCCGAACUCACCACAUAACCAGCCGCAAGAAGCUCGCGCGUGUGAAGAAGGCUGCUGCUUUCUAUAACUUGCAUGUCUUGAUCCGAAGUGGUGGGUCACCCGGUAUCAUGUAUGCCGAAGGACCUGACGAAGUCUCUGUCAGCAGCUGGGUCAACAUGGUUCAGGGAUUAAGAUAUAAAGACUUCCAAUGCGCACAAAAGCCAGCUGCUCACCAAGUUCGGGGUGCUGUCGACCAAACAAGAAACGGGGGUUUCGAAGAAGUGGCUUCCGUAACCGAGUUCGGUGAGAGAAUGGAGCAACGGGGAUUAGGGAGUUGGUGGAGGAUUGGGAUGGGCUAUAAAGCGUCUGACUAGCCGUUGCUCGCCGACUACUCCGCGAACGCUAACGCGUAGACUGUCUAUAGUAAGAACUUAGACACGCAUACCACCUUCGGCGCCUACUUAAUCUAGAUCUCCUAUAAUUCUCUUUGAGAGAAUAGUUAGUAAUGAUUGUUGAGCAUUUUAUUGAUAUUUUUUCUUCAUACGGAUUACCUAUUGGAACAUGCUAACCGGAUGUACAAUUACGACCCUGUGAUUUAUUCAUUUAUCUCCCUAAGAGCUGGCUUGCUAAGAAUAUGAAGAGAUAUAUCCCGUUCUUACCAAUGUUUCAU
Messenger RNA from Daldinia caldariorum, 839 nucleotides. RefSeq lists its product as uncharacterized. The record is from RefSeq and is a predicted model, not a curated record. The transcript has 2 exons. NCBI's taxonomy places the organism in Eukaryota, Fungi, Ascomycota, Sordariomycetes, Xylariales, Hypoxylaceae. Bases 154 to 543 code for a protein of 129 amino acids.